AUGUGUGGAAUUACGGCUUACAUAAACUAUCUCGAGCCUAAAGAUCGCAAGACUAUUCUUGAAUAUCUACUUACUGGUCUUCAACGAUUGGAAUAUCGAGGAUAUGAUUCUGCAGGUGACAUGUGUUUUUCAAAUCCUGCCGUCAUCGAACCACGAUCUGUCUUUCAUCUCUGCUUUGAUCUAUCACGGAGCUUCCCAUAUCAAUCAGCGCUUACCUGUCUUGCCAUUGAUGGUGAUCAUGAUGGCGAGGUCCUCAUUUUCCGUCAAGUUGGAAAGGUCGGAGCAUUGAGAAAGUCAAUUGCUGAUAACAAGGCUCUCGACUUGACUGCUACCUUCAACUGCCAUACCGGAAUGGCUCACACUCGUUGGGCAACACACGGUCAACCAUCAGAACGAAACUCUCACCCUCACCGUUCCGACCCACGUGCGGAAUUCACCGUAGUCCACAACGGUAUCAUCACAAACUACAAGGAAUUGCGGACUGUAUUAGAAAAGAAGGGAUAUGUAUUUGAAAGUGAUACUGAUACUGAAUGUAUUGCCAAAUUGGCCAAGUAUGUCUAUGACAGUCAAAAGGGAAACAAGGGCUUGUCAUUCACUGCUUUGAUCAAGGCUGUUGUUAAGGAAUUGGAAGGUGCCUUUGCCAUGAUAUUAAAAUCUACUCACUACCCUAAUGAAAUGAUUGCUACACGUCGUGGAUCUCCUCUCCUUGUUGGUGUCAAGACUGCGAAGAAGCUCAAGGUCGACUUUGUUGAUGUUGAAUUCGGUGGUGGUGAUUCUCCUGACAAGAUGGCUGAAGAGGAAGGUGGAUUACUAUCUCCUCAAGACCCAACUCAUCCAAAGAUUCGUCGCAACCAAUCACGAACAUUCUUGACCGAAGAUGGUACUGCUCAGCCUAUCGAGUACUUCUUGGCUUCUGACCCUUCAGCCAUUGUUGAACACACCAAGCGAGUCUUGUACUUGGAAGAUGAUGAUAUUGCUCACAUCAAAGACGGAGAACUCCACAUUCACCGUCUUCGUCGUGACGAUGGAAUGUCCUCAAUUCGAUCCAUUCAGACGCUUGAAAUGGAAAUUGCUGAAAUCAUGAAGGGCUCAUUCGACCACUUCAUGCAAAAGGAAAUCUACGAACAACCCGAGUCCGUAGUCAACACUAUGCGUGGUCGAGUCAACUUUGACACCAAAAAAGUGACUCUUGGUGGUCUCAAGUCCUACUUGGCUACUAUUCGAAGAUGCCGUCGUAUCGUCUUUACAGCUUGUGGUACCUCAUUCCACUCAUGUUUGGCUACUCGUGCCAUCUUUGAAGAAUUGACUGAAAUUCCAGUCUCCAUUGAAUUGGCAUCAGACUUCCUCGAUCGUCGUACACCCAUUUUCCGUGACGAUGUGUGUGUCUUUGUCUCCCAAUCUGGAGAAACCGCCGAUACCAUCUUGGCACUACGAUACUGUCUUGAACGUGGUGCUCUCUGUGUCGGUGUAACAAACACUGUUGGGUCCAGUAUUUCUCGUGAAACUCAUUGCGGUGUUCACAUCAACGCUGGUCCUGAAAUCGGUGUUGCAUCAACCAAAGCCUACACAUCUCAAUUCAUCGCCCUGAUCAUGAUGGCUCUUCAACUAUCUGAAGACCGUAUCUCAAUGACUUCUCGUCGUAACGAAAUAAUUGAAGAUUUGGGCAACUUGCCACGAUACAUCAAGGAGACCUUGGCCUUUGACAAGGACUUACAAAAGAUGGCCAAGGAAGUACUAUUCAAGGAAAAGAGUCUUUUGAUUAUGGGUCGUGGAUACCAACAUGCUACUUGUUUGGAAGGUGCUUUGAAGAUUAAGGAAGUCUCUUAUAUGCACUCUGAAGGUAUCUUGGCAGGAGAAUUGAAGCAUGGACCACUUGCCCUGGUUGAUGAGCACAUGCCCGUCAUCCUCAUCAUGACCAAGGACUCUCUCUACCCCAAGGUUGGAUCAGCUCUACAACAAGUCACAGCUCGUAAAGGAGAGCCCAUCAUUAUCUGCAAUACUGGAGACAACAAUAUUCCCACUCAAUUCCGAACUAUUCGAGUACCACAAGUUGUCGAUUGUUUGCAAGGAAUUGUGACUGUUGUUCCAUUGCAAUUGUUGAGUUACCAUCUCGCUGUCAUGCACGGUGUUGAUGUUGACUUCCCACGAAACUUGGCCAAGUCCGUGACUGUCGAGUAA
Messenger RNA from Synchytrium microbalum, 2178 nucleotides. It is a transcript of the gene GFA1, whose product is annotated as glutamine---fructose-6-phosphate transaminase (isomerizing). Gene Ontology annotation, biological process: protein N-linked glycosylation; UDP-N-acetylglucosamine metabolic process; fructose 6-phosphate metabolic process. NCBI's taxonomy places the organism in Eukaryota, Fungi, Chytridiomycota, Chytridiomycetes, Synchytriales, Synchytriaceae. The transcript is spliced from 17 exons. Bases 1 to 2178 code for a protein of 725 amino acids. The record is from RefSeq and is a predicted model, not a curated record. Gene Ontology annotation, molecular function: carbohydrate derivative binding; L-glutamine:D-fructose-6-phosphate transaminase (isomerizing) activity.